Molecule: messenger RNA, 3473 nt
Organism: Schistosoma intercalatum
Lineage: Eukaryota; Metazoa; Platyhelminthes; Trematoda; Strigeidida; Schistosomatidae
Source: the annotation of a GenBank genome assembly
GAUUCAAAUAAAAACAAUUCAAAACACUAGCAACUGGGAUCUAAACAUGACUAGUUGGCGUAGUCUGAUAGAUGAAGCUUUAUCAGACGAGGAGAUCAUUGAUAAAAUAAAGUCUUUCAUUCAUAGUGAGGACGCUGGUAUGACUAAGUUAACAAAGUUUGAGCUACUGGAAAUGCUAAGGUCUAAGGGUGUAAUUGACAUGCUGGUUUCUAAAAUAAAGUCUAAAGAACAGUCCAAGAUUUUCUCCAGAGGUCAUGAUAGUUUUGUGGGUACGUACGAAGGUUCUAAAACAUGUGUGUCAAUCAAUACGAGUUCCACUGCAGUAUUAGUAGUGGAGGUUCUUCAGGGGAGAGCGUUCACGAGUCACCUUCAGACAUAUGAAGACAUGGAAAUUGAAGAAUCUAAGUGCUCCGACAUCAGUUUGCAACUACAUAUCGCUUACAAGGACUGUAGAUUUUCCAGCAAAUUAUUCCAGUGCACAACGGAGCCUAUUAUCAAUCAGAUCUUUUGUUUUGAGCUUAUUUCUGGAAACCCUAGCAAGGGACGAGAUGUGACCCUUGAAAAUUUGCUGUUCGAUAAACCAGUUUCUUUUGUACAAAUCGUAAUCACAUCAAACGUAUUAACAACUGCAAAACGAGGUUUGAUCUCAUCAACCUACUUUGACUGGCGUCCAUAUUUCAUGGGCAAUUCUAAAUGUAAAGAAGUAAACGUAAACCACUGGACUAAUAACGUAUCCAUAGAACUACAAAGUACCGAUCCAGACUGUAAUGUACCUGCAGGUGUUCUUGAUUUACGUCUUUCUCUAAUAUGUCCUAAUGCAUCUAUCAAUACAAAUUGGUGUGAUCCAGUAAAGCAGACAUUUGAUUCAAAUGCACCUGGUAUAAUUAAUCAUCAAACUUGUAAAUUAAGACAACUAUCACCCUCACUUAUUCAAGCACAUUUUCAAUUAGAAUUAAAUCGAUCACUUGAAAGAGAAAAUACGUUUACUAAUUAUGUUCGUCAAUGGUGGCGUGAAUUAACACAAUUGCGUGAAGGAUUCUUUUCUGAACGUCUUAUUAAAAUAUUUGCAGCUGAUGAAAAUGGACGUACACAAUUUGUGUGUAACUUCGUAAAUCCACUCAGUGCAAGUCAUAUUCUUGAAACCCCAUAUAUAGCCGCACGCUUCGUUUCAAGUAUACCCUAUGAACCGUUUUACGGCGUCGGGGUUGGGAUAAAAGAACGUUGGUGUUCUGGACUGGCUUUUGUUUCUUCAAACUCUGGAGAUGUAGCAGAUCAUGCAAACCUUUUAUGCUCUCUACUAUUGGGUUAUGGAGUUGAAGCAUACGUUGCUUUAGGCACAAGUCAAUUCAAUAUGAAUAAGCAGCAAAUGACUACUUCCUCACAUUUAUAUGCAUGGGUCGUUGUUUGUUCUGACGAUUAUCAACGAAUCACAUUUUGGGAUAGUAUAACUGGUCGUUGUUAUAUUCAUACAACUGGUGGUUGCGAACAAAAAAUCUAUCCUUCUCCAUUCUAUACCAUUGGAUGUUUAUACAAUAACAGUUCAUUUUAUGCCAAUAUUCAACCAACUGAUAAAGUAGUAAACUGUCUUUUUAAUUUAAAGAAUUCAUCUCAAUGGCGUCCUAUGUCAUUUGAAGUCAUUCAAACAGUACAUAAUUACUCAAGUUUAUACCUUAGAAAAUUGAAUCCUCCCAUUCAAUCUAUAGAUGAGAUUACUGUACAAUGUCAUGAAUCCUUACGUCGUUUAGCUGAUAGUUGGCGUAUGGAAAAAUUAAGAUGUAAUAAUCAUAUUACAUGGAAAUGGGAUAAUAAACUAGAACAAUUAUUAUUACCUUUGAUUGCUAAAUAUGAAGCAGAUCAAAAAAAUUUAUCAAAUUAUAAUGAUAAUGAUAACGUUGUACAAGUACAUGAGGUAUUAGAGAAUGAUUUGAUUAUGUCACCAAUUCAUCGUCAUAUACCUAAAGAUUUUACAUUCAAAUCUUAUCCAGUCCAGCUAUUCCAUUGUAAUCCUCAAAGAAUAUUACGAAGUUGUUUACGUUCUCAAUUAUGUCGGGAUAUACUAAGCUGUCGUGGUGAUCAUGUUCAACUUGCCUUAGGUUUACGCAUUAUUACAUAUGCUGAAAAUGCAAUGAUUACAUGGGUUAUAUUUGCAUGUUCAUAUAAAUCUGUAAUAUAAAUUCAAUCAUAACCCUUUUUCAAGAGAUGAUGAAUUAUUUGCUUGAAGUAACCAAUUUCUGAAAAGAUAUUUUGGUUCAUUUAAGACUUAAUAAUUUAUAGAUAUCUUUAUCUUCGUAUUUACAAAGAGUACUCAUGGUAAACCCUUUAGUUCGUUUUAAAAAACGCCCUUGUUCAUAAUGCACAUGUGAUUGUUAAUGGAUUGAUAAUUCUUUAUAUUUAUAAUGUUUUUUUACACUUGAACUCCCGUGGUUAUACUAAUUUUUCUUCCAGUUGUUCAUAUCCGUUUAACUUGAGACUUUCUGAGGGGAAUGAAAAAUCAGUGUUUGAAUUUUUAUAAAUUGGUUUGUUUUUAAAAAUUGAGAACUCACCAAUUGUAAUUUGUAAUGAUUUGGAUUAUUCCGUUGUUGAUAUUUUGACUGAAAUCUGAUCAGUCUUGGUUGACAUGUAGAUCGCCUUGAUAUAGCCAUUAUGAUAUAAACUUAUUUACAGUAUACAAAUUGUGGCUUCGAGUCCCAGAGUGAACUUUAACUCUAAGAUGUCGGUAAAUCCAGUUAUUUAUUUGCAUAUCCUGAAUUUCACUACUAGCCACAUUCCAUCUACCCUGUGUAAUUCAUGGUUCAUUAGUUUAGAAAAGUACUUUUUUAUAAAAAUUAAAUUCAGAAGUUUAAAGUGUAUCUUACGUCCACAGAAUCUUUACAGAACAAACUACUUAUAUGGGGAAUCCAUAAUCUUUAAAUAAAAUAUUAAAUGACCACUGUCACGUUUGUGUAGAUGUUGGUAACGACUGAAUUUGGCAAGUCACAUUUCACUGUAGAUACUGGUGAUUAAAUCCAAUCCGUUGGUCUAGAUUUUGUUCUGCUUUGUGUUCAUCAUUGAGAUAUAUCUUUAAUCUUGAAGGAAUCAAUUAUCUGCUUGGGACUCCAAUCGUUCUCAAAACCAAACAUGUUACUACUAAGAAAUUAUUUUCUCGACUUACAUACUACAUGACUAAGAUAUUUAUGUUAAUCGACAAAUUAUUAGUAACCAAUGUCAUAUUUUGUAUCGAUUUAUACUGAACAAUCAGUAAAUAUUGUGUAUGAAUGAGUGGUGAAUAGCUCCGAACCAAAUUCAGGAUAUACUACCUACCAUUACUAACUACCUGGCAAAACGUGACUUAUUUUAUGAAAUAUUAUUAUGUAUAAAUGCAAAUGUUUAUUUAUCCUCUUUUAAAUCUUAUUUUCUAAUGCAGAGUUUGCUUUCUUUUUAAUUUAACAUACAUUUUGCAUAGAAACGUCAAAAAUAAAUUUGUUACUUAAAUG